AUUUACCCUCACUGUCUCAAAGACGGAUAUCUCCAAAUCUGGGCAAACAAAACCGGAUCUGGAAAGAUCAGACACGGUUAUAGUAAGAGCUUUAAUAAGAUGCAGCAAGUAACGUUUGGACAUACAGUAUGUCUUAAUCAGGGUAACAUUAAGACUUUUAUACAGUCUAUGGUUAAGAUGCUGAUGAUCUUUCCAGAUCCAGCCUCAGUUGUCCUGUCUGUUGAGCCACCGGUUUGAAAUUUGAGUUGGAUGAUGAUCUAAAACUAAAACUACCUGCGUGGCUAGAUACUACCAGUGGUAAGUGACAAAAUAUGUUUUUUUGUCUUUUGGGUGACCCGACCCUUUAACCUGAAAAUAGGUCAAAUCAACAAGCUGACAUCAGCAGUUCUCUGUAAUAGGUAGUAAAGGUGGUUCCUGUACCAGCAAAGCUUCCUCAGGAACUCGCAGGAAAACUCCUUUUUGUGUGUGUAACAUAAUAUUCCCGUCAGGUAUUAUCACAGAUGCAUGAUGAUACAUCUUGUCCUUGAUAAUAAAUAAAUAAAGUAAUUGUAAAAGUCUCACACCAACUUAAUUAAUCAUUCUAGUCACCAAUACCACGUAAUUAUGAUGAUUCAUGAGCACUUCAGUCACAAGGGAUACUGUGCCAUUUACCUUUUUUUUUCUUCAAAGGUGCAAAUGAACAAUUAAGUUCAAAUACGUCGUCUUUUACAAGAUCGUCUCCCACACUGAUAACAAGUUUCCCUUAAUUGUCCAAUGGAAAGUCUUUACGUCACAUCCUGUCAGUUGUCGCUUCCGGAUGCGGUGAAACAGCAGAGAAGUAGGAAAACACCGCACGUACAUGGAUUAAUAUAAAUGACAAGACGCCAUCCAUAAAGUCACAGGGGACGCCAGCACCGCCCAGAUUGGAUUCAUGCAGACAAAUGCACAUGUCGGAAACUGUGUAUUAACGGUAUUUUACGUUGGAUGUCCGCGAAUGAGCGUUGUUUUUACUGAGUGGCUGUAUUUAUGUCUUCUUGCUAGCUUAAGCCAGCGUAGCGUUAGCUGGUACGCGCAGACGAAUAGCGUCUCUCUCCAGUGAAAUAUGACUUGUCGCUUCCGUUAUUCUUGAUAUAUCACUCAUUCGUAGAGGAGGGAGCCGCACUGUGCGUGUUUAAUUGUAACUGAAAAGCGUGCAGAGUUUGUUUUGGUCACUUUGAAGUCAAGACUGCAUUGGAAACACUUAUUCGACACUGUCAACACAAGUAAAAAAAACUGAAGAAAGUUAUCCUUUUCCUAAAAUAUCCAGGGCACGUUUGAGGAAACAGCACAUUGCAUCUGAAGUCACUCGUCAACAUCUCAACAAGUGGACAAAAUGGAUGUGAUGUGGACGUCACCACACGGAAAACACAGCAGAUACGUCGUAAAUAACACUCCCCUCUUCUGCUGACAGGGCACUUUACAAACAGUAUCCUGUGUUUGAAGUUGGCUGAAGUGGAGGAAGUCUUCCUUGUUUUAUUCUUGUUUCUGCACAACGUCUUCUUGACUAACUUUGAUUAAGCUCUUCAGCUCAACAGUGAAGGAUGAAUGGCCUCUCUCUCAGUGAGCUCUGCUGCCUGUUCUGCUGCCCGCCCUGCCCCAGCCGCAUCGCAGCCAAGCUCGCCUUCCUGCCCCCUGAGCCUACGUACACCUUUCUUCCAGACCCAGAGGCAGGCCCCGCUGCACCGGGGGCAACAGGGACAUCUAGCCUGCGGGCACGGAGCAGUGCAUCAUUUGCUGGAAGCGGAGGGUCUGGGGCUGUGGAGGGGAGAUGGAAGCUCCACCUGACAGAGCGAGCAGAGUUUCAGUACUCUCAGAGAGAGCUGGACACGACAGAGGUGUUCCUCACUCGAUCCAGCCGCGGGAACAGCAUCAGCUGCAUGUACAUUCGCUGCGUGCCUAAUGCCAGAUUUACAGUGCUCUUCUCGCACGGUAACGCAGUCGACCUGGGCCAGAUGAGCAGUUUUUACAUCGGCCUUGGCACUCGCAUCAACUGCAACAUCUUUUCCUACGACUACUCAGGCUACGGUGUCAGCACUGGCAAGCCCACUGAGAAGAACCUCUACGCAGAUAUAGAUGCUGCCUGGCACGCCCUGCGCACACGGUAUGGCAUUAGCCCAGAAAACAUUAUCCUGUAUGGACAGAGCAUUGGUACAGUACCCACUGUAGACCUGGCGUCACGGUAUGAGUGUGCUGCCGUGGUUCUUCACUCACCUCUAACGUCUGGCAUGAGAGUGGCCUUUCCUGACACAAAGAAAACGUAUUGCUUCGACGCUUUCCCCAACAUUGAGAAAGUGUCCAAAAUCACGUCCCCGGUGCUCAUCAUCCACGGGACAGAGGACGAGGUGAUUGACUUCUCACACGGUCUGGCUCUGUUCGAGCGCUGCCCCAAGGCUGUGGAGCCCCUCUGGGUGGAGGGUGCAGGACACAAUGACAUUGAAUUGUACAGCCAGUAUCUGGAGCGCCUCCGCCGCUUCAUAGGACAGGAGUUGGCAGUGCAGCACGCCUGACCAUCACCACCAGGAUCAUCGUCAACAUCAUCGUUACCAUUUUUCCUGGCCCACUUAAAGCUUCAUCUCUCUGUGUGUCCAAGAUUUGAAGUGUGUCCAGGAGUCAUCUAAACCGUCCCUCAGUGUUUCAUUUUCGGGGCACAGUAUCCUUUUAAUGGACCAUGGAUGGAUACGACAUGGAUAAAAGAAGUGUUUUCAUAAACAUCAGAAGUGCGUGAGUGUGAACGACUUUGCCACAAACUGCAUUUAGACUAUUGUUUUUUUAGCAGUUACUUUAACAGUACAGUUGCCAUGUGUUACGUGGCAGCAAAUUAAUUCCUAUACUGUGCAAUAAUAUGGAAAGUGUCCACAGGAAAAAGACUUUAAAUGAUAAGGAGAUUUAACAGAACAACAAACUGACAAGUAAUCACGUAUGUCAAUUACGUUCCACACAGAAAACGUCUGUCAAUUUUCCAUCCUACUCAUAGUUUGUGUGUAAUUUCUGCUGUUAACCCAAGUUAAGUGGAUAAUGGUGAAGCAUGGAAAACACUUCAGAGGGGCUUCUGACGUUGAGAACAUUUUGGUUUUCUAAUCACCUUUUAAAAUAGCAAACAGUUUUGUAACUAAGUUCUCUAUAUUGAGUUUUAUUAGUAACACCUGUAUAAUCUAAUGCAAUCCAAUCUAAAGCUCUACAAUUAAUCCUGUUUAGAGUGGUCGAUUUUACUGUAUUCUCAUUUUGGAGUGAUUGGUUAUGUUGCAUUGGACUGCAUUAUAUUGAAAGGUGUUUCUAACAUCCUAUCCUCUCAUGUAUGUACAUGAUGCAUACAAGCCUACAUACAUAGAGAUAAAUUUGAAUUUUGCAAGUUUAAUUUAGUUUUUCGCUGUACUGAACAUUUUGCUCAGGUAACCCUCUUUUAGACAUUAGGGUCAGUGUGUUCCACAUGUGUUUGUGUCUCUUUUUGUUUUAUAUACAGUCAGCUAAAUCUCCUCAGAUCCUUUGAGCAAAGAUUUCUGAAAACAUGUUCAUCCGGUAUGAGGUCUUUUUUUAUCUUUAAUUUUAAGUAAUGAACCAAACUAUGACCCCAAAACUUGAGGUACAGACCAAACCGGGAGUUUGGUGAGCCAUUACACCCAAAACAUUUUCUUUCUUGUUCCACUUGAGUUUCCAUGAUUUCUUCAGUCUUCUCUGCACCGAAUCUGUACCCCAGUAAUGGAGGACAGAAGUUCAAGAGCCUCAAAAAGAAAAUACCUCCAGCUCCUUCAUGUAGUGGAAUGUCUUGAGAGUCUGUUAGCCCUGUCUGCUUCGUUUUAGCCUUGUUCGUGUUGUUUAUGUUUCACACCAGUAGGUCACAGCUGUCAGCAAAGUUCCUGUUUCUCUGUGUCUGGAACAGAGAAGCAACACUAAAAUUAAACAGGCCUCUUUUUUUUUUUUUUUUCUUGUCUUUAUUUCUUUAAUGCUGUCUGACGGCCAUCUUACUCAUUUACACUCCAUCUUGAGGGGCAAUUCUUGAGGGAAUUUUCUAAUUUUAAUGAUUGAUGAGCUUCACAUUCUGAUUAAUAAAAAGCAUUCCCUCCCUUAUACAGAUAAGCACAGGAAGAGAUGUUUUAUCACAAUAUAAUGCAGCACUAUGGUUCUUUAUUUGUUUUGCAGCUUUAACACUAAGAAGCUCUUCUGAGGGACUGACAGAUAUUAGAAAUCUGACAGGUGGACAAUGUUUUGGCACAUUUACAGUCUAACAUGAUGACAAUGUUAUUCCACUACUUUUCUGUGCUACAGGUAAACAUAGACAGCAAAUAAUAGGCUGUGUGUAAAUAAAGAAUAUCCCUUUUUAUAAGUCUAUUUCCUCUCUGGUUUAUAGUCUUUACAAUAACUGCCUAUGACAUUUGUCUGUAUGUCCAUGCAUACACAUCCCACAUAGUCGUUAAGUAUUUCUACGAAUUUUAGGCUUAAAGUCUUGGUAACACUAUUGAUUUUACACAGAAUUGAAUAUAAGAGUGGUACAGUACACUUUCUAGCUGCUGGUGUGAAUUUUGUAACAAUUGAAAAGUGUCUCAAACAUGUUGUAUUGCCUUUGGGUUUUAUUAUUCUUUUUGCGCUGAUUAUUUAGGGAAUAUCACUAACCAAUAUACAGUAAAUUGUCCCAUUUUGCUGCAAAUGCCAUCUUGUUCUUGUGAUCAGUAUACAAAAAGAAUUGGUACAAGUUUAUAUCAGCUGGCUGUCUGACUCAUAAGAGAAAUGGUUAUCCCUUCCUUUAACUGCCUAUUUUAGAUUCACUACACAAUAAUCAUGACAAAAUCCCUUCGUUCUCUCACUAAUGGUCUGUUUUACAACCAGACACGAGGUGCAAGCGUUCAUUUUAAAGGUGCAACACUCACCAAGCCACAGAGGUGUUUUAUCUAACUGAGCUGAUUGACAUGAAGCUCAGACAUUGAGUGCUGCACCUUUUUAAACUUCUUAGUUGAAAGCUGAGAUUAUGACUGUUUUUGUUUUUGAAGUGAAGUCAGGAUUUUCAGGUUUUCUUGUGUAUGUAUGAACCAAAGUCUAACUUUUUUUUUUUAGUGCUUUACCCAGUGUACCUGCUGUUCGUAUCUUCGUAACCAAAGGCAAAAAUGUUCAAAUUUAAGUUCUUGUGUUAACUUUUUAUUUAUCCAUGUGGCUUGUCUGAUCUUUUUCCACUAUACAGCACAUUUGGAUACAAAUUCAAUGUACAUCGAUCAGAUUGCUAAAUAAUUGUGUUUUAUUAUAUCAUGUUUGGUUUCAGAUAUGCAGCAAUAGUUUGAAUAGCAUAAAUUACAAAGUUAUGGGUGGGGUUUUUUUUCCUCAAGCUGUUAAAAAUGUAUUGUUUGUGGAGGAGUACAACUAAGCAAUACAGCAAAGCUGUGAGUUUGUGUUUGUGUGUGAUGAUGAUGAAAGAACAAUGACAGAUGACAAGCUUUUGUUUUUGUCUUUUAUUCAAAUGUUUGGAUUUCUGGUGUAACAUCUGUGGGUAUCAUUUUUAUCAUCGCACAUUAUUAUCCUCCGUUUAUUAUACUGACUAAUUUUUAGUUUUUAAAGAUUUUGUCUUUUUUUUCCAAGAAUUAAAGAGAAUAAGAAGAUAAUAAAACAUAAUCAUAAAUUGAUAA
This is a messenger RNA of Siniperca chuatsi (mandarin fish), 5627 nucleotides long. It is a transcript of the gene abhd17ab, whose product is annotated as abhydrolase domain containing 17A, depalmitoylase b. Lineage: Eukaryota; Metazoa; Chordata; Actinopteri; Centrarchiformes; Sinipercidae. Gene Ontology annotation, biological process: protein depalmitoylation. The transcript has 5 exons. Bases 1560 to 2525 code for a protein of 321 amino acids. Gene Ontology annotation, molecular function: palmitoyl-(protein) hydrolase activity. Gene Ontology annotation, cellular component: plasma membrane; endosome membrane. The record is from RefSeq and is a predicted model, not a curated record.